Molecule: messenger RNA, 2225 nt
Organism: Oncorhynchus masou masou (cherry salmon)
Lineage: Eukaryota; Metazoa; Chordata; Actinopteri; Salmoniformes; Salmonidae
Product: regulator of G-protein signaling protein-like
Exons: 10
Coding region: 1-2208 (735 amino acids)
Source: RefSeq, a predicted model, not a curated record
AUGAGACGAUUCAGCACUUUCAUCAAGGGCACUUGUGGGAAGGAGCUGGUGUCGUUCUGUGUGAGAGUGUCCAGGUUGUUCAACAUGGACUGUGAGGAUGCAGGUCAGAAACACAGAUACCUGGCCCUGCUGACUGUCAUCAGAGCCAUCCAUCUCACAGAGGGAUCCAGCAUCAUGGCUAUCUGUCACAUACCACAAGAUACAAUGAUUAGCAUUCUAUCCAGUGAGCUACCCGACAGUGCCAGAAAGCAGAUCAUCGGUCAGAUGUAUAACAAAGCUUUACAUCGGCUGCAGCACUAUUGGCUUCCUCAGUUUCUAAGAUACUGCAAGGACUCACUCUGGAGAGCUGCAGAGUGCAGCCACAUCGUUCAGGAGUACAGCGCCAUCGCAUCCCACUCUGCUUCUGAGGAUGUGCCUGGUAUACCUGCUCAACUGGACCCAGGCCUGGGACAGGUGAAGGAGGCAGAGCUGACUGGGAGUGCAACUGGGACCUACUGUUCCAAAAACACCAAGAGACUCCUCUGGAUGCGCCAUGAGGAACCACAGAAACGAUCUGUAAUGGCAGCCCGGGAGACUGAGAAGAUCCAAGAUGGACGUCUCUGUUGCCAGUGGCUUCGUCUUGAGGGUGAAACAGGCCAGGAACGGUGCACUAAUGCUGUGCAUAGCAGUCAAACCAAAUACCAGAUUGAUGCCACAACUGAACAAUACCACAACAUGCCUGACGAUGCAAAAUCCCAAACCUGCAGCAAACAAAUCAGCAAAGUGGAUAACCUCAAGUCCAGCCACAGAAGUGGUAACCUUCUCCCAAACAUUGAUGUUGAAGGGGUCCAGGAGGGAGAAGUACUUAUUCCACACACCUGUAUGGAGACUCCUGCCUACUACCAACCGUCUGUCUUACCAACUCCCCCUUCACCAGCAACUCCAGAGUCCCACCGCUACAAUUACCUUCAGCCUGCCCUGUCGGCUGACAGCUUGGCUGGUGGGCCCUUAGCUGCCUUCCUGAGGGCCAAGGGACUGGAGACAGAGCUGCAGCAUCUAGGGCUCUGGCAGGACCUGGACCUGGUCCUUAGCCUUGUGCUCAGGGCCCAGGGAGAUGACUCCCUCCACAGCCAGAGACAGGCUGUGGCCAGGAGGAUCACACACACCUACCUGGGGGAGAACGCAGAGAGGGUAGGCCUCCUGCAGAGCGACACCAGCAGGCAGCUCCGCAGACUCCUGCCUUCUGGAGCAGUCAUACCGUGGAUAUACACAGCCAAACAUGAGAUCUGUAAGGUGCUUUGUGAAUCUUACGAUUCCUUUUUGGACGAAGACGACAAACAUUUCUGCUCCUAUCUGGAGAGUGCUGGUGUGAACUGUGGUCGGAGGUUAUCUGCUAUUGGCCAGAACACAAAAGAGCAGCAGGUCAGGAGGAUGAGGGAGGCUCUGGCCCUUUGUCAGUCCUGUUGUAGCCAUGGAGCCACGGAGCAGCCCUCUGAUUGGCAGGAGGACUGGGCCCUGAUGGCUCUAGAGGACGUGAAGAGAGGAGGGUCUGUCCACCUGCACUACAAAAAGACUGAGCCACGUGAUCUGCCGUUUGACUUGCUGGCAGUGAGGUACCCAAAGCUGGCCCUGGAGAAUCUGAGUGUUAACUAUUUGCUGUAUCAGAAGAAGAAGCCUUUCUCAGACGGCGAAAGCUCAAAGCCAGUAUCUGCUGGUUCCAUGAUGAAGAAAGCCCCUCUGAUGUUGAAGAAAGACAAUAGUUUUGUUCGCAUGCCGUCUAUGAGGCCAAGGUCAUUUGGAGAUGUGCUCCGGAACCCUGUGAGUCUGGACUACUUCAAGCGCUUUCUGCGUUUCCACUAUGCCCAAGGAGCGCUGCUCUUCACACUGGAAGUAGAGAAGCUGAGAGCCAUCGACCGGCCCAAACCUCAGAAGAUCAAAAUCCUCGCCAUCGUGAAUAAGUUCUUACGCCGGGAGGACCCCAUGGGCUACCUGCAGUGCAGUGCUGACAUCAUCUCCCAGGCGGCUCAGAUGACAACCAUUUCCUGUGAGGUUCUCUACACCAUCCAGGACUUGGUCACCAAGUCACUGGAAGGAACAUGGUUCAAGCAGUACCAAGACACGUUCCCACCCUGUCCUGCUGUGGGCUCAGACUCCUGCCUGAGAGGAGCCAUACUGAAGACCAAACUGGUAGGAACAACACCCGGCCUCUCAUCCUCUAUGUACUGUUAGACACUAGACAGUUGUAC